AUGCCACCAAAAAAGAAUCAACAGCCUCAACUGGCAAAGAAGAAAGAUAAUGUCGACAAGACGUUCGGUAUGAAGAACAAGAACAGAUCGACCAAGGUGCAGAAAUUCAUAAAACAGGUGAAUGCCCAGGCUGAUCCACAGAAGGAAGAGAUGAAGCGUAAAAAACUGGAAGAAAAGAAGAGACUUGAGGCACAAGAGGCCGAAAGACGGGCGCUUUUCAACCCAACUGACCAAAGAGUACGUGCUGGCGUGGAUCCAAAGACUGUUCUGUGUGCAAUGUUUAAGAUCGGUAACUGUAAUAAAGGUGCAAGAUGUAAAUUUUCACACGAUUUGAGUAUUGGCAGAAAAGUUGAGAAGAAGGAUCUUUAUCAGGAUGGUAGAGAGGAACGUGAAAAGGAUACUAUGGAUCAAUGGGAUGAAGAGAAAUUGAGAAAUGUCAUUCUAUCGAAGCAUGGUAACCCAAAGACGACCACAGACAAGGUUUGCAAAUUUUUCAUAGAAGCUGUGGAAAAUGGUAAAUAUGGUUGGUUUUGGACUUGUCCAAAUGGAGGUAACAAAUGUAUGUAUAGGCACUCGUUACCAGAGGGAUUCGUGCUGAAGACAAAAGAACAGAAAAGAUUGGAAAGAGAAGCACUGGAAAACCAACCAAAGAUCACAUUGGAGGAAUUUAUAGAGACCGAAAGAGGUAAAUUGGACAAAUCGAAACUCACACCAAUCACAGUUCAAAAUUUUGCCGAAUGGAAGGCAGCAAACAUCUCAAGAAAAAUUCAGGUUGCAAAGCAGAAUGAUAUUAAAAGGAAACUAUCAGGUAGGGAAGUGAUAAUGAAACUAUAUGUCGAAAAUAAGAAGUUCGAUGAGAAUGAUUUCGAAGAUCCAAAUGAAGGUUCGGAAUGGGAUCUUUCAGAAUUCACGAAAGCUUUGAAAAAUGUCGAAAAUUCUAAUGAUAGCGGCAUUAAGGAUUAUGGUGAUGGUAGCAAUCCGACUUUUGAAAUUAGGCCUUUGAAAAGCAACACUGCAUCAGCAUAA
Zygotorulaspora mrakii is the source of this 1026-nucleotide messenger RNA. RefSeq names its product translation machinery-associated protein TMA46 (gene TMA46). NCBI's taxonomy places the organism in Eukaryota, Fungi, Ascomycota, Saccharomycetes, Saccharomycetales, Saccharomycetaceae. The transcript has a single exon. Gene Ontology annotation, biological process: cytoplasmic translation. Gene Ontology annotation, cellular component: cytosol. The record is from RefSeq and is a predicted model, not a curated record. The coding region runs from base 1 to 1026 and encodes 341 amino acids. Gene Ontology annotation, molecular function: mRNA binding; metal ion binding.